Messenger RNA from Zerene cesonia (dogface butterfly), 696 nucleotides. Its product is annotated as ubiquitin-like protein 4A. Bases 122 to 574 code for a protein of 150 amino acids. Gene Ontology annotation, molecular function: protein binding. The record is from RefSeq and is a predicted model, not a curated record. The transcript is spliced from 2 exons. NCBI's taxonomy places the organism in Eukaryota, Metazoa, Arthropoda, Insecta, Lepidoptera, Pieridae. Gene Ontology annotation, biological process: post-translational protein targeting to endoplasmic reticulum membrane.
GAAUCGAAAUGUCAAUGUUGUCACUUGACCAGUGUAUAACGACACAAGUUUGUCAAAAAUAUCGAUAAAUAUAAUAUAUUUUUCUGGUUCGAGUACAUUUGAAUUUUAAAAAUCGAGUAACAUGAAGCUGACUAUUAAGAAACUUCAGGGUGAGGAGUUCAACGUUGAGGUUGAACCAACAACAACAAUUCUAGAAAUAAAGAAAAACAUUGCUGUUAAGUACAAAAUAUCUGUUUCAUUACAAAAGUUGUUGUAUAUGGGAAGAGCACUAAUUGAUGAUCAAACUAUUAGUUCGUAUCCUGCUAUAAAAAACGGUACCAAGUUGCACCUCAUUGUACGAAAGCCUGAGACUCUAUUGGAAGGUUCCACAAAAUACUUUAAAGAAAAGGGAAUGUCUGAUGCAGAAGCUAAAAAUACCGCUCAACAUCUUGUUAAAAUUGUAAAGGAGAAAUUUGAUAAAAUGUCUUGGGAUGAUAUUGAAAGAUUAGCAUGGGAUUGUAUAAUGUAUGAAACCGGCCAAAGUAGACCAUCUAGCGACGGAGAAAUGGAGUGUGAUGAUGCUAUUGGCUUGUAAAUUUAUAAGUUUAUUUAAUUUUUUUUUAUAAGAAAAUAUUUCAUCUUUCCACAUUCAUAAAUGGGUGAUGUAAUUUUGUGUAAAUUAUUUGGAAAUAAAUUACUUAUUACAAAGACUAAAAA